UGAUCAGAAAACAUUGUAUAGAGAGAGAGAGGAGAGAAGUGGUCCUCACACACAGGCCCCUUCUUUCUCUCUCUCUCCUGUCUAGUUCUUUUUCACCUCUCUCAAUCUCUCAUUUCCUACUGUCUUUAGAGACAAACCAACCCACAAAAAUGGAGGCCCUUCAACCAAACCCGUCGCCGGUUUCGAAAAACAAGGCGGCGGAGGAAUGUGCUGCAGCUGAUGAUGACGAUGAUGAUAGCAUGGAAGAAAAAGAAGAACAAGAAGAGUGUUAUGGAGGUGUUAAGAAGAAAAAGAAAGUGGUGUUUGUUUGUGGUGGUGGAUCCGGAGGAAAGAAGGGGUGUGGCGGAAGUGGUGGUGGAGGAGGGCGUUGUCAGGCGGAGAAAUGCGCUGCCGAUCUGACGGAGGCGAAAAGGUACCACCGCCGCCACAAGGUAUGCGAACUCCACGCCAAAGCUUCCGUGGUCGUGGUCGCCGGGCUCCGGCAGCGCUUCUGUCAGCAAUGCAGCAGGUUUCAUGAGCUAUCUGAGUUUGACAACACAAAAAGAAGUUGCCGGACACGUUUGGCAGGGCACAAUGAGCGCCGGAGGAAGAGCUCAUCUGAAUCCCGUGGAGAAGGGUCUGGGUCUGGCUGCCCAAGUUUGAGUCUUCAGUUGAGCCAAAGUCAAGCUGAUGAUCAUUACAGAGGGAAGAAGACUUCUCUGACAGCUUUUCCUGGGAAGCCCACUUACAAACAAUUCCACAUCCAUUGACAUGUUCAUUCCUCAUGCUUACUCUCUUCUGUCAUUCCCAUAGCAUCUCAUGCAUGUUGUGGUUUCAGUGUUGUUUGUGUUCUGUGUUGAUUGAACUGUGUCUAAAUACAGUAGUGUAAGUUGUAGUUAUUUUAAGUGCCUCCCCUGCUUCAUGCUUUCAUGCAUGACAAACUUAUUGUGACAAUCUUUUAAGUAUCGUCUGUGUUAUAGUUCUUUUCGCA
Camellia sinensis is the source of this 970-nucleotide messenger RNA. The record is from RefSeq and is a predicted model, not a curated record. Lineage: Eukaryota; Viridiplantae; Streptophyta; Magnoliopsida; Ericales; Theaceae.